UCCAGGAGCCCCUCCAUCUGCUCUCUGGGUCGGUGGGCACACAGACUGUGAGCUUCCAAGUCCCUGCUUCAACACACACCACCCCAGGAACCCCUUCAUCUGCUAUCUGAGAGUUGGUAUCGUUUGAAGACAUAGCUGUGGACUUCACCUGGGAAGAGUGGCAGGACCUGGAUGUUGAUCAGCAAAUGCUUUACAGGGAUGUGAUGCUGGAGAACUACAACAGCCUGGUGUUCUUGGGAAAUUGUGUUACCAAACCAGAUGUGAUCUUCAAGUUGGAACAUGGAUUUGCACCAUGGAGUGUAGCAGAAAAAUCAAUUCAGAAACUUACAGAAUUAACAAGUCAACAGGAAACCUUAUGGACAAAGCCUUAUGAAGUUCAACAAUGCCAGAAUGCUGUCUAUCAGAAUCUUCACCUCACUUGUCAACCUGAAACUCACACAGAUGAAAAGCAGUAUGAAUUUCAUGAAUACGAGAGUGCUUUCUACGAAGAGUCAAAAUUCGCUAUGCAUCAAGGAACUCAUACAAGUGAAAAUUCACAUCUCAUUUUGAAUCAGACAAUACAUACAGGGGAAAAAUCUUUUGAAUAUCUUGACUAUGGGGAAGAUUUCAUUGCCAAGUCAGAAUUUGAUAAUCAUCAGAUAAUUCUAUCAGGUGAGAAUCCAUAUGAAAUUCUUGAAUGUGGAAAUCCUUUCUUUCCAAAUUCAAACCUUACUUUGCAUCAAGGAUAUUACAUAGAUGAGAUGCCAUAUGAAUGUAAUGAGUAUGAUACAGCUUUUUCCCAGAUGUCUCACUUCACUUUGUAUCAGAGAACACGAAGAAGUGAGAAGCAAUAUAUAUGUAAUGAAUGUGGGAAAGCCUUCACCUUCAAGUCACAGCUCACUAUUCACCAGAGAUUUCAUACAGGUGAAAAGCCAUAUGAAUGUACUGAAUGUGGGAAAGCUUUCUUCACCAAGUCAAAUCUUAAUAAUCAUCAGAGAAUCCAUACAGAUGUGAAGCCAUUUAAAUGUGAUGAAUGUUACAAAGCUUUUUCUCAGAAAUCCUGCCUCAUAAUGCAUCAGAGAACUCAUACAUGUGAGAGGCCAUAUGGAUGUAAUGAAUGUGGCAAAACCUUCAUAUGUAAGUCAAACCUUUCUAUUCAUGAGAGAACACACACAGGUGUGAAGCCAUAUGUAUGUAAUGAAUGUGGGAAAGCAUUCUGCCAGAAGUCAAAACUCACUCUGCAUCAGAGAGCACAUACAGGUGAGAAGCCAUAUGAAUGUAGUGAGUGUGGGAAAGCUUUCAUUGCUCAAUCAAACCUUAACAAACAUCAGAGAAUUCAUACAGGUGAGAGGCCAUAUGAAUGUAAGGUAUGUGGGAAAGCUUUCAUUGAUACGUCAGAUCUUAAUAAACAUCAGAGAAUUCAUACAGGUGUGAAACCAUAUGAAUGUAAUGAAUGUGGUAAAGCUUUCCUACGCAAGUCACAUCUUUCUGUACAUCAGAAAACACAUACAGGUGAGAAGCCAUAUGAAUGUAAUGAAUGUGGGAAAGCUUUCAUUGCUGUAUCAAGUCUUAAUAAGCAUCGGAGAAUUCAUACAGGUGAGAAGCCAUAUGAAUGUAAUGAAUGUGGGAAAGCUUUCAUUUUCAAGUCACGGCUCACUAUACACCAGAGAUUUCAUACAGGUGAAAAUCCUUAUCAAUGUAAUGCAUGUGGGAAAGCUUUCCUUGCCAAGUCAAAUCUUAAUAAUCAUCAAAGAAUCCAUGCAGAUGUGAAGCCAUAUAAGUGUAAUGAAUGCUACAAAGCUUUUUCUCAGAAGUUCUGCCUUACAAUGCAUCAGAGAACUCAUACAGGUGAGAGGCCAUAUGAAUGUAAUGAAUGUGGUAAAACUUUCCUACAGAAGUCAAAUCUUUCUAUACAUCAGAGAACUCAUACAGGUGAGAGGCCAUAUGAAUGUAAUGACUGUGGUAAAGCUUUCUUGCAGAAGUCACAUCUUACUAAGCAUCAAAGAACUCAUACAGGUGAGAAACCAUACAAAUGUAAUGAAUGUGGGAAAGCUUUCAUUGCAAAGUCAAGCCUAAAUAAACAUCAGAGAACUCACACAGGUGAGAAGUCACAUGAAUAUAAUAAAUGUGGAAAAGCUUCCCUCGCCAAGUCAGAUCUUAAUAAACAUCAGAGAACUGUUAAAGUUGAGAACCCCUCUGAAUAUAAUGAAUAUGAGAAAGCUUUCCCCCUAAAUGUUACAAAUCACCAUACAUCAUAGAAAUCAUACAGAUAAGAAGCCCUUUAAAUGCAAUGUAUAUGAGAAAGAUUUGUGUCUGAAGUCACAUCUCAUCAUGCACCAGAGAGUUCCUAAAUACUAGCAAACAUGUUGUUGCAAUGAGCCUGUGAAAAAGUUCUUCCUGGAGACAUACCUAAUUGCUACCAUAAACUCACACAAGAUAAAUUUCUUCAGAAUGUAAUUAAUGUGGGAAUUCCUAAUUCAUUCAAAUUUCAAUAUUCAUAUAAAGAAUGCAAGGAAAUAUUUCAAGUCAUAACUAAUACCACAUGGAGUAUUUCAUUAAACUAAGAAGUCUUCCUAAUAAAGAACUUCCACUUUUUCUUCUGAAAACUUACAACUGAUUUCAUAUGUUCUCAAUAAAUUAACAAAAUCCUAUGAACAAUAUAGUCCUAAUUUUAUAUCAGAAAAUGAGUGCGCAUGGAUAUGUUGUCCAUGGUCUCUUGAAGCUACAUAUAAUUGCUCAUCCAGCUUUAUGUGAUGUCUGAGAAAGUGAAGUGGGCCAGAAGGCAUUUUCAGCAAUUGUUAUUAGCUAGUGAGCACCUAAGUUAGAAUUUAUGACUAUAGACACAUACGGCUUUGAAACAAAUUGUUAUUUAAAACUUUAGUAUUAACAACAUAGUAAUAGAACUGUCCAACUGAAAUCUAUAGUGUUAGAACACUUUUUCAGUUGAAAUGCUUUUGCACUCAUCUUCACAUUUGGCAGUAAACAACUGCCGAAGAACAGUGAUAACCAGCUUGUGAGAGGAAAGGGUAAAUUUUGGCUUAAACACUCGAUGGGAAGCUCCAUGAUAGAGAAAACAGAUGGGGUCAACAGUAAACCAUUUCCAGGAGGCUCCAACUCCUAAAUUGCCACCAGCUGGGGACCUAGCAUUCAGAACACAAAAGUUUAUGGAGGACACCUGCAUCAAACCACCACAGAUGGAUGCUAAUAUGAUAUCUUUUACUUGCAAUCUGUUGCAAUUCUUAUUUGAGAGAAAAUCAUUUAGAAAUGCUAAUACUGGAGGCUUAGUCAUCUGUGUACUCAGAAACCUAUCCAGUUCAUCCUAUCUUUUGUCCCUCAAGCAAAAAGCUCUACAAAAUUUUAAAUCCUGUGACAGAUGGUGUCUAGCCAAGCAGAUUGUUAUAAAGUUAAUGUUGAGUAUAGGAAAUAAGGUGAAUGAGUGUGUCAGGAAUGAAAAUAGGUGAAGUUCAUUAUUUUGUGAUGGAUAUAUUUAUGUUCAACACAAAUCAUGGAUACCAUGUUAUUAAACAGCAAAAGUACCUCAUUAGCUGGAUUCAACCUUUUACAUGAGAGAAACCUCAAAAGUGAAUACAGUUUUCUUUACUCAAUGCAUUGUUCUUGCAAAGUUAGGUAGAUGUUUAUGAAACAAAUUAUUAUGCAAACAAAGGAGAGAAUAGUCUCAAAUACACAGACUUAGUAUACACAGAUUGCAAAAUUCUCAAAUAUUCCUUAUAACAUUAUACAGUUACAUGAUCUAAACAGCAAAAUUUAUAUUUAAAAUAUAUAAAAUAUAUAAUAUUAUAUAUAUGAAAUGGAUAUUUAAAUACAGUGGUAAGAAUUUCUAGCUGCUCACUUCAUAGGUGUGAUGAAAUGUAAAAUCUGAUGCUAUUUAUCUUUUCAAUAUACUGAUAUAUACCACAUGACAAAAUAAUCAAAACUAUAGAACUUGAUAAAAGUCAGUAUAUAUGGGCUGGGGAGAUAGCAGUUAAGGCACUUGCUUGCAAAGCCUAAGGACCCAGGUUUAAUUCCCCAGUACCCAGCUAAGCCAGAUGCAGAAGGUGGUGCUUACAUCUGGAGAUUGUAUGCAGUGGCUGCUGAAACAGGCACACCUCUCAAAUACAGUAUUUUUAAAAGUCAAUGCACAUCAUCACAUGAUGUCUAUAAAGGGAGAUCAUGUGAGAAGAAGCAGUUCUAUGUGAAAAUAUGCAGGUGAAAUCAUGACAAUACAGUCAUCAAACCUGAUGAAAAUUGUAGAAUAAUAUUACUGUACAUUCUAUUUCAUUUUUAUGAAAAUAAAGGAUGUUCUGAUAAUUGCAUUGGGUUCCAAAGAAUUUAAAAUGAUACAAAUACAUAUAUAUGAAAAGCCCACAUUGUAAUUUAUGCUUUUCACUACAUUGUGAAACUUUUUAAAAUAUUUUAUUCAUUCAUUUCAGCAAAGUAGAUAAAUUAGAGAAGGGGCAUGCAGGGUCUUCUAGCCACUGCAAACAAAUUCCAGACACAUCCACCACCUUGUUCAUCUGGGUUAUUUGGGUACUGGGGAAUUGAAGCGUGGUCUUAAGCUUUGUAGAAAAGCACCUUAACUACUAAAUCACCUCUUCAAUCCUAUGCUGUGAAACUCUUAAUUGUGUACAAAAUGUUCUUAAAGUGGUAAUUUUAUGACAAAUUUAUAAGUAGUAAUUCCAAGGAAACUUCAUUUUAUAAACACUUUGUAGAUAUUAGGUAGUCACCACCUGUGCUUGAAAACAUAACAAAGUGACUGUGGAGAUGAAUUUUGAAUGUCAGUGUAUUAUGGGGUCAUCAGCAUGUCCUUAUAUGUAAUUUAAUGCAUCUCUUCAAAUAGAUUCUUUCAUAUCCAAUUGAAAUAAUUUCAUGGAAUAAUUAUAUGAGUCUAGAAAUUAUACAAUGUUCCUAGACUAACAGUAUCAGAAAUGUAAAUUAGAAUUUUUUUAAAAAGGUUACAAAUUACAUGUGACAAGAAAGGGGUAGUGGGGAGAAAUGGUACCAAAAGGAGGGGAGGGUGCCUGGGUGAGAGAUCAAUGAAAAUAAUGUAUUCAUGAAAAUGUUGUAAGCAAACCCAGUGAAGGAGUCUUAGGGUAAUUGUCAAGGAUGUGAGCUAGAUUAGCUAUGUCUUUGUUCCACAAUGAUGUGUAUUCACUUUAUUCAAUUCAGUUUUAAAUAAAUACUUAGUUUUUCUUUGUG
Messenger RNA from Jaculus jaculus (lesser Egyptian jerboa), 5175 nucleotides. RefSeq names its product zinc finger protein 883-like. NCBI's taxonomy places the organism in Eukaryota, Metazoa, Chordata, Mammalia, Rodentia, Dipodidae. The record is from RefSeq and is a predicted model, not a curated record. Gene Ontology annotation, cellular component: nucleus. Gene Ontology annotation, molecular function: DNA-binding transcription factor activity, RNA polymerase II-specific; RNA polymerase II cis-regulatory region sequence-specific DNA binding. The transcript is spliced from 4 exons. Gene Ontology annotation, biological process: regulation of transcription by RNA polymerase II. The coding region runs from base 186 to 2237 and encodes 683 amino acids.